Trachemys scripta elegans is the source of this 1488-nucleotide messenger RNA. RefSeq names its product cornichon family AMPA receptor auxiliary protein 3 (gene CNIH3). The record is from RefSeq and is a predicted model, not a curated record. Lineage: Eukaryota; Metazoa; Chordata; Testudines; Emydidae. Gene Ontology annotation, biological process: vesicle-mediated transport; regulation of AMPA receptor activity. The transcript is spliced from 6 exons. Bases 736 to 1218 code for a protein of 160 amino acids. Gene Ontology annotation, cellular component: synapse; dendrite.
CAGGUGCAGGAUUUCAUUCCAAGCUGCCGCUGCGGACUGAGCGGGGGGACUCAGAGCGGGGGUCCCCCUGCGCCCCCAGUCUGGGAUUAUAACGGGAGAGGCCAGUGGGGGCGCGAUUGAGCGUCGGGGGAGCGGAGCCGGAGCGGGACCGAGGGGAACAGAGAAAAGCUGCGGAGCGGGAGGAGAGGGCAUCGCUCGCAGUCCGGAUCCGGGGGGACCAGAGGGACCCACCCCAGAGCGCCUACCCAGAUCGGCGGCUUCUUCUGUGCGCUGGGGUCCCCCUCAGCUCCGGGUUCGCCAUCUGCCUUGGGGGCUCCCCUGGCCGCUCUGGGGGUCCCCUCCCGUCCUCUUAGUUCCGUGGGGUCGCUGAGCGCCCCCUCGCGUUGGGAAGGCAUUGGGGGGUGGGGGGGGGGGGAAACUCCGCUCCCCGCCUGUCCUGCUCCCCGUCUCCUUUCUCGAGGUCCGAUCCCCGCUCUCCCAAGCCGGUCUCUGCCUGCGUUUAGCAGGGCAGAGAGUCUCCCCUCUCUCGUUUCCUUGGGGAUGAAAACCUUUCCCAUCUCCAUUUGGGGGUAUCGGGUCUCCUGGGCUUGGGGGCGCCCCAGUAGUGAGCGGGGGUCUCCCCUCGGAGGCAGGGAAGCGUCACUUGCUCCUUGAAUUUCUGGGGUUGUCUCUACUCCGCGGCUCUGGGGUCCUCUCGGUCCGAUUGGGGGGCGGCGGGGGGGUUCUCCCCUCACCAUGGCCUUCACUUUCGCUGCCUUUUGCUACAUGCUGUCCCUGGUGCUGUGCGCUGCCCUCAUCUUCUUCGCCAUCUGGCAUAUAAUCGCCUUUGAUGAGCUAAGGACAGACUUCAAGAGCCCGAUAGACCAGUGCAAUCCAGUUCAUGCACGAGAGAGACUAAGAAACAUUGAGCGCAUCUGCUUUCUUCUGCGAAAGCUGGUGCUGCCUGAGUAUUCUAUCCAUAGCCUUUUCUGCAUCAUGUUCUUGUGUGCUCAGGAAUGGCUAACCCUGGGGCUGAAUGUUCCUCUGGUUUUCUAUCACUUUUGGAGGUAUUUCCAUUGCCCAGCGGAUAGUUCAGAGCUUGCAUAUGAUCCACCUGCAGUCAUGAAUGCAGACACCUUGAGUUACUGUCAGAAAGAAGCAUGGUGUAAACUAGCUUUCUAUCUCCUUUCCUUCUUCUACUAUCUUUACUGCAUGAUCUACACUUUAGUGAGCUCUUAACUCAAAAAUCAUCAUUAAAGACUGGGAACAACAAAGGAUGGAGAGCAAGGACAAGUCAGCCUACAGCGACGCUUGGUAAAAAGAAUAGCAAGGAGAGGAAAGCUUUGAACUCAAGCAGUAAUACAGUAUAUGAAAGACCUAUGCAGUAAGAAUAAUGGCCAACUGUGGAUCUGGAGUACCAUGGAGACUAGGCUGAGUAAACUAUGCUUAUCUUCUGUUUCUCUGUGUAUCCCAGUCUGUGGCUUUAAAAAAAAAAAAACAAGCAAAAAA